Limulus polyphemus (Atlantic horseshoe crab) is the source of this 4699-nucleotide messenger RNA. Its product is annotated as Down syndrome cell adhesion molecule-like protein Dscam2. The record is from RefSeq and is a predicted model, not a curated record. The transcript has 26 exons. NCBI's taxonomy places the organism in Eukaryota, Metazoa, Arthropoda, Merostomata, Xiphosura, Limulidae. Gene Ontology annotation, molecular function: cell-cell adhesion mediator activity. The coding region runs from base 1 to 4428 and encodes 1475 amino acids. Gene Ontology annotation, biological process: dendrite self-avoidance; axon guidance; homophilic cell-cell adhesion. Gene Ontology annotation, cellular component: axon; plasma membrane.
AUGGAUGAACGUGGAGCACCAGAACCAUCCAGAAAAAGCCUUCCACAGGUCAUACCCCCCAGUCGUGUGCUCAAUCGUUGCCUACCUAAAGCAGCUGGAAAAGAAAAAGGGUAUUAUACCAUUCCAUGGGAAGCUUCACACAAUGACAGAGAAGACGCUCGAGGGCUGGUGUUUAUUCAAGAACCACCAACCAUUGUCAAAUUCAUGAACACAGACGGAACUUCGGUACCAUGCUUAGUAAGAGGAAGCUCUUUACCAAUAAUUAGAUGGAUAUAUCAAGACGGAAGUGACGUGAAAGAUAUUCCUGGUUUACGUCACAUCCGAACUGAUGGAACUCUUGUGUUCACACCUUUCAAGCAAGAAGAAUAUCGGCAUGAUGUCCACAGUUCAGUAUACAGGUGUCUUGUCUCUAACAGUGUCGGGAAAAUUCUAAGCAGAGAAGUUCACGUGCACGGAGGUUGUUGUACUGGACAAGUAGUGACCACAGUUGUUGUCUGUGAGAGAUCUUCUUCAGAGGGGCAGUACACAGUCCUACCAACGGGAGAGCUGUACGUUCGUGACGUAGUCCAAAGUGACACUUUCAGAAGUUAUCGAUGCAAGACGAAACACAAGUUGACUGGUGAACGAGUUACCUCUGAAACAGCUGGAAAAAUAAUUGUAACAGAGCCUCACGGACAAGACCCCCUACGUAUCACCCACUUCGUUCCCAGGAUUAAGUCACAAGAAGGUGAUGUCGUUCAAUUAUCUUGUGCAGCUCAGGCACGCUCUAAACCAACAUACACUUGGAACAAGCUGGAAGGUGGCGUUCUUCAUGGUCUUGACAGAAGAAGUGACGUAUCUAUUCGCGAUGGAAUACUAACCAUUACGCAUGCUCAAAUAUUGCACAGUGGAAAGUACGUGUGUUAUGUUAACAACAGCUUUAGCGAAGACAAAAGAACUACAGAGCUCGUAGUUACAGCAACACUUCGAGCCUCCAUAUUUCCUUCAUUUCAAGAAGUGGACAUCGAAGCUUCUGCAACAUUAACUUGUGAUACGUCAGGAUAUCCAAUAAAAUCACUUGUGUGGCUAAAAAACGCUGAGCCAGUCCAAGCGGAUAGCAGAGUUCGAAUUCUUCAAAAUAACCGGCUUCUUAUUUCUUCAGUUGCCAGGCAUGAUGCAGGAAUGUACCAGUGUUUUGUUUAUAACGAAGUGGAAUCAGCCCAAGGACUGGCCCAGGUUGUUAUUGCAGAUAAUCCUCCCGUCUUUCUCGAAAAGUUUGAAACACAUACUACUAUCCCAGGGCAACAAACGUCGCUGAAGUGUGUGGCUUCCGGAAGUCCACUACCACAGGUCACCUGGACUCUGGACGGUUUACCAAUUCCCGAAAACCUCGGCUUCCGUCUUGGAGACUACGUCACUCGACAUAACACCGUAGUCAGUUACAUGAAUAUCUCAGAAACUAGGGUUCAACAUGGUGGAAACUACGAAUGUCGGGCUAGCAAUGCAGCUGGACUAGUGCGUCACAGUGGACGCUUGACAGUUCCAGGACCUCCCUUCAUCCGUCCUAUGAAGAACUUGACCGUUGUUGCUGGAGAGAAGCUACUUCUGACAUGUCCAGUUGGUGGUUACCCGAUCAAUGCUAUCACUUGGGAAAGAGAUGGCGUAAGACUACCAGACCAUCGUCGUCAGACCGUCUACUCGAACGGAACUCUCGUAAUCGAAGCAAUGACACGUCCUGGUGACGAGGGUUUGUACACCUGCAGAGCUAGUAAUAAAGAAGGAAAUACUGCAGAAGGCAGUGUAGCUAUUUUCAUACGCAUCAAGCCACAAAUAGAGCCAUUUCAUUUCCCCCAAUCCGUCCACAUCAACCAGCGGCUGAGCAUCUCCUGCACUGUAAUUAAAGGUGAUCCGCCAAUUAAAAUGAAAUGGUUGAAAAACGGGCAUCUGCUGAUGGAAUCCGAAGACCUGAAAGUGCACGUCCUAGCGGACUAUUCUUCUACUAUCUUGUUCAAAUCUGUGAAGCCUAACCACAGAGGACUGUACACGUGCACAGCCACCAAUCAUGCUGGCACUGACAAACACAGCUCCACGAUGAUAAUUCACGUGCCACCCCGCUGGAAAACAGAACCCAGUGACACAAGGAUCGUGAAGGGAGGGAGUUCCAUCAUAAACUGUCGAGCUGAAGGAUUUCCACUACCCAGAGUAACCUGGCUUAAAGCAGCUGGGGAUUCUCCCGGCAAUUACCAGCCAGUAGCCAGCACUUCUCGUCUUCAUGUCGUAGAAAAUGGCUCCUUAGUGGUUCUGGAUGCUCGAAAAGAAGAUGGUGGAUAUUAUUUGUGCCAGGCCUCAAAUGGAAUAGGAAGUGAUCUUAGUAAAGUAAUCCAUCUCUCCGUACAUGUUGCUGCUCAUUUCCGGGAGUCUUUCCAAGCUUUGCAAAAAAAGAAAGGCGAGGAAGCUACUCUGAGGUGUAAUGCAUAUGGUGAACGGCCAAUUAAAAUAUCGUGGCUCAAAGACAAACAGCCAAUUAGCUCUUUAAGAGAUCCAAGGUAUGACUUCUUAGAAACUGUAACGUCCGAUGGAGUCACAGGUCAACUCAUUAUUCGCAACACUGACAGAAGAGAUUCGGCUCUGUUCACCUGUAAGGCAUCAAACAUAUACGGCCAAGAUGAAACUAACAUUCAGUUGCUGGUUCAAGAACCUCCUGACACUCCUCAGGAUGUCAGAGUUCAAGAUUUCACCAGCAGAACGGUGUCUCUAACCUGGUCGCCAUCGUAUAGUGGUAACAGUCGUAUCACUAAGUACAUCGUACGUUAUCAAUUGGCCACUGAUUCGAAAUUUGACUUAGCUGAGCCCUCUACAAAUAACAUAGACACCACACCAUCAGAAAUCACCGUUCCAGCCUCCGAGACUAAAGCCACGAUAACAAGCCUUCCUCCGGUAACAACUUUCUCCUUCCGAGUAAUAGCUGUGAACGACCUCGGUCACAGCGAUCCUAGCGGAGCUGUAGUCGCCACCACCAAACAAGAAGCACCCGGAGGUCCGCCUCGCGGUGUCAAGAUCCAAGCGUUGUCAUCUAGUCAAGUUAAAGUGACUUGGGAGCCUCCGAAGAAGCGACAAUGGCACGGAAUGAUCAAGGGAUAUUAUGUCGGUUACAAAAUAACCGAUUCUUUAGAGCAGUUUGUGUACAAGACUUUGGAGACAGGGGACGAUUUUAAAGGAGAAUGUGUCCUUACGGGCCUCCGUAGAUUUACCCGGUAUACUGUUAAAAUACAGGCUUUUAAUAGCGUUGGAACAGGGCCGUCAUCAGAUCACGUCAUUGUGAAAACGUUAAAAGAAGAUCCACCAAUGGCUAUAGAGCUUUCUGUUGCCCGGGUAACAUAUACGACUAUUGACGUAAUGUGGCGGCGGGAUCCAAUUGAAUCCAAUAUCAUUGGUGGAUAUCAGUUUUAUAUCAAAGCUGAAAAUGGAAAUUGGCAAGAAAAUACCGUUCAUGGAGAUCUUCAAGAUUAUACUUUUGUAAAUCUUCAAUGUGGAACUCGGUACGAAAUCUACGCUGUACCUUACAACGAUGCCGGUAGAGGGCAGGCUAGUCAAAUUGUUACUGCAAGGACAAACGGUAGAGACCCUAUAGCCCCACAAAAGCAACGUUUUCUAAAAAUAAACAUGACAUCAGUGACAAUGGAUCUUCAUGCCUGGGACAGUGUAGGCUGUGCGAUUGUUUCCAUUGACAUAAGAUACAAAGGACUUCACGAAAAGAACUGGCUCGAACAUAUGGGUCACGUGAAUCCUGACCUACAGAAAGUAACCAUCCCUGGAUUGUUGCCCAGUUCUUCUUACCAGUUGUUGAUUACUGCCCGCAACCCUGCAGGCUCUACUCAGGCGGAGUACACUUUUCGUACUUUAGUUAGAACAGGUGACAGCCAAAUAAGGACCAUGCAAGUCGACGAAAACAGCGUUCCCUUCUAUUUAGAGAUAGAAAUCAUCCUACCGGUCGUCCUGUCUGCUGUAGUAGUACUCGCUGUAUUAAUCCUUGUCUGUUUGAUCAUGCGCAAAAGACAGUCUUCAGAAAGCUCUUAUGGUGGUAGUUCCACAUACGGGUCCAGAAAAGUCCAACAACAACAACCCUCUCAGCAAGAGACAGUGCAGUUGUCCGAUCUGGAAAAACUCUCUACGAAACGUCAGAGCGAGCGAUUAGAAGCGGCUUAUUAUCCGUGUCCUUAUGCCACGACUCGUCUGUCUCACGAGGAUGAUCCAGGUCAAGAGUCUAUGCAGGACGAGCCACAAUACGCCACCGUGAAGAGAACCCCAAGGCCACCAAAACCAGAAUCCCACAUAUAUCAUUACCCAGUUCGUCCAUGUAAAGAGUACAUAGGAGAGGCUCACCACAGGGACCCUCUGGUGGUGAAAAUAGAAACUUCAGAAUCAGAUGGAACAGGAAGAAGAGGAUAAUGUUUGACGUCCCUCUAGUGACAGACAACAGAAGCUAGCUUAAUAUAUAACAUAUUGUACAUAAUUAUUGUUAUGGUCUGAUGCGAGAGUGUCGUUUUUACUGUUUCCAUGUUAUAUGUGUCCCAUAGGCUGUGUUGCUUAUAAAUAAAUCAUACAAUUCUAAAAGUAUCUUCCUUUUCUUGUUUGAGCUAAGCAGUCAUUUUUAUAACACUAACUACGUGUGAGUAUCUGUAUAUACUUGAGAUCAAAAUAAAUGCACUUAUUUAUUUCA